Messenger RNA from Sander lucioperca (pikeperch), 912 nucleotides. RefSeq names its product aquaporin-3-like. NCBI's taxonomy places the organism in Eukaryota, Metazoa, Chordata, Actinopteri, Perciformes, Percidae. The record is from RefSeq and is a predicted model, not a curated record. The transcript has 6 exons. Gene Ontology annotation, molecular function: glycerol channel activity; urea transmembrane transporter activity; water channel activity. Gene Ontology annotation, biological process: glycerol transmembrane transport; water transport. Gene Ontology annotation, cellular component: basolateral plasma membrane; plasma membrane.
AUGGGAAAACAAAGAGACAUUUUGGAGAAAUUGGCAGGGGCCUUUCAGAUCCAACAUGUGCUCCUGCGCCAGGCCCUGGCAGAGUGCCUCGGAACCCUUAUUCUGGUGAUGUUUGGCUGCGGCGCAGUAGCACAGCUGGUGCUAAGCGCCGGCUCCCAUGGCACGUUCCUCACCAUCAACUUUGCUUUUGGUUUUGCUGCAACAUUGUGCAUCCUUGUGAGUGGACAGAUCUCAGGUGGUCAUCUAAACCCAGCCGUGACCUUUUCAAUGUGUUUACUUGGAAGAGAGCCCUGGAGGAAGUUCCCGCUGUUCUUUCUCUGCCAGACUCUCGGAGCCUUCCUGGGUACAGCGAUUGUAUUUGGCAUUUAUUUUGAUGCAUUGUGGGACUUUAGCCAGGGGGAGCUGAUUGUGGUGGGGAAGAAUGCCACAGCUGGAAUUUUUGCUACAUAUCCAUCCAGACAUCUCACCCUGGUUAAUGGGUUCUUUAAUCAUAUUAUUGGAACAGCUGCAUUGAUUGUGUGCAUCCUGGCCAUAGUUGAUCCACACAACAAUCCAGUCCCCAGAGGUCUGGAGCCCUUCACUGUAGGCUUUGUAGUGUUGGUCAUCGGCCUGUCAAUGGGCUUCAACUCUGGCUAUGCCGUCAACCCAGCCAGGGACCUGGGGCCGCACAUCUUCACGGCUCUCGCCGGCUGGGGUCGAGAGGUUUUCACCUGAGUACAGAACAGAACUGAACUAGCAAACACCUUCUGUUUCUUUGUGCCCAUCUGUGCACCCUUCUUGGGUGCAGUGGUGGGUGUGCUGAUCUACCAGCUAAUGAUUGGAUACCAUUUAGAAGGAGAAGUGCAAGAGAAGCAGAAGGAGAUGGAGGAAAGGUUCAAACUUUCCAAUAUGAUAACCAACGAAGAUGCAUGA